Messenger RNA from Auxenochlorella protothecoides, 843 nucleotides. RefSeq lists its product as hypothetical. The record is from RefSeq and is a predicted model, not a curated record. The transcript is spliced from 4 exons. Lineage: Eukaryota; Viridiplantae; Chlorophyta; Trebouxiophyceae; Chlorellales; Chlorellaceae. Bases 1 to 843 code for a protein of 280 amino acids.
AUGGUUAGUGCUUCCCCUGACCUCCUCGCGACCUCCCACGAGCAGGACCUCACCGCCGUCAACACGAACAUGUCGUUCUGGAGGUGCUGUUUCCGCGCCUCCCUGACAAAAGAUGGGGACAAGGAGGGGACAAACGAAGAGGAGCCCCACGACACGGUGAGGUCCGGUUCCUCCCAGCCGCGGCCUGGGGGCACUGCACGCAUCGCCACCGCCCGGGCAGCCGUGGCGGUGCCGCGAGGGCCGGGCGGCUGCAGCCCCGCCGGCCCCAGCCCCGCCAUGGCCGCCUCGCACCGUCUGCAGCCUGGAAGCGGCCCGAGCCGUCGCAGCCCCCGCAAGGGCCGGGAGCUCUGCCCCCUCCCCGACCCAGAGCAAGGGAUGGCGCAAACAGAGGCGCUGCUGAGAGCUGGCACCCUAGCGGGGCUGCUGGCGGCCAUAGAGAUGCUGCGGCGCAUGAUCCGGUUUCACCCCUCCCUUGUCCGCGACUGCUUGGACGACAUGGUGCGCCUGAUGCAGCGCUGCCUGCACCACGCUGACUCAGCGGUACUGCAAGCGGCGCUGCUGGCCGUCGGCGACAUGGUGACCAGCUAUGGGGAUGCCAUGCUGCGCUACGACAGGCCAGGGGCCAGGAUCCCGGGCAGCAGCCUCCUCCUGGACAUCGCCCGCCUCACCCGCAAGGAACUUGGCCUGGCCCAGGCCGCCGAUGCAGUCCUCAGGCGAUAUGUGGAGCGGCUCGACCAGCAGCGAGUGGUGCACAUCCUGGAGCGGCUGCAGAAUAGCUCGCCGCUACGAUACCGCAGCAAGAUCUCCGCCCUCCUUGUCAUCGCCACCUACCGCUUGUCUUGA